CUUUACUAAAUGUUCGGGACGAAAGUCAGUUUGCAAUCCUUUUGAGCAAACACAGCAGAUGAGUUCAGGCGAUAUAGUUGUGCCAAGAAUAACUGGAAGGCAAACCCUGCGCAAUAAUAUUGCAGCAGAAACUGCCAAAAUAUACUACCGACGAAUGUGUUUUACCUUUCAUUGAUCAUGUUAUUACAGAACUCGACGUUCGUUUUGAAUCACAUGAAUCGACGAUCGAAGGAAUUCAAAUGCUGUUACCUGAAAAAACCAGUAAUGACUCCAGGAUAAAAGAAAAUAUUGAAAAGAUUGCACAAACAUUUCUGGGUGGAGAAAAUGAAGGCACAAUAUUUCUGAGUGAAUAUGAGAUAUGGCACAAUCACUGGAAAUCUGUAGCACAAAAACCUGCAACUGUGCUCGACGCUAUCGAUAACUGCGAUGAUCAGUUUUUCCCUUCAAUAAAAAAGCUUCUAAAUAUCUUAGCCACACUCCCAGUGUCCACUGCAACCCCUGAAAGAUCUUUCUCUAUCUUAAAGAGGUUAAAAACUUACCUAAGAAAUAAAAUGGGCGAUGAAAGACUUACUGGUCUGGCUUUAAUGAGCGUACACCGAGAUCUGGUGGUGCAACUAGAUUCCGAGGAAAUUAUUAAUCAGUUAGCAAUAAAACGUAAAAGACUAAAUUUAUUACUUUAAAGUUUCAACUUUGUUACUUUUGAAUAAUAUUGCAAUACAUACAUUAAACUUUUUAUUUAAAGGCACCUACCUAAGUAACCUAAGUUAUAUAUUAUAGAUUACCCGCGACUAUACUUGCGUGUUUUAAUCGCAAUGUUUAAUCUGUAAGUAAUAGAUCCAGUUGGCGUUAGAGCUCUGUUUUUUUUACUUUGGGGACCCCCCCUUAUCAAAGCUAUAGCCGUGAAU
Messenger RNA from Acanthoscelides obtectus, 905 nucleotides. The record is from the annotation of a GenBank genome assembly. Lineage: Eukaryota; Metazoa; Arthropoda; Insecta; Coleoptera; Chrysomelidae.